AUGCGUCAAAAUCUUGAUUCUCUAAUCUUGAGAGGCGGCCGUCUACUCCAACAAUUUGUUGUCGAUAACUGUGUCAAAAUGCAAGCCAAUAAUUUGAGGUGGAUUUCACUCAACCAAGAUAAGAUACGUGCUGAUUUAUACAAGGGUUUAGAGGAUUCUUUACAUGCUGGAGAGCAUAACACAGAAAAUGUUGGACGACGGACCAUACUACCAUCUUCAUUCGUAGGAAGUCCAAGAGAUUUGCACCAGAGGUAUCAAGAUGCCAUGGCAUUGGUUCAUAAGUUCGGCAAGCCCGAUAUAUUUCUUACAAUGACAUGCAACCCGUCUUGGCCAGAGAUACAAUCAGAAUUGUUGGCCGGACAAGUACCAAACGAUCGUCCAGACCUGUUGACACGGGUUUUUCAUGCCAAACUUGAAGAGUUGAAAAUGGAUGUUUUAGAAAGGGGCAUCCUCGGAACGGUUGUUGCUUAUGUAUAUGUGAUUGAAUUCCAAAAGAGGGGUCUUCCACAUGUUCAUAUGUUAUUGAUUCUUGAUCAGAAUGACAAGCUAACCACUCCGGAUGACUUUGACAAGAUUGUGAGAGCAGUAAUUCCCGAUGAACAAGUGGAACCAAAAUUGUAUAAGGCAGUUCUUAAACACAUGAUUCAUGGCCCAUGUGGUGUUCUCAACCACAAAUCCCCAUGUAUGAAACAAGGAAGUUGUAAGAAAGGAUUCCCCAAGGAAUUCUCCAAUGAUACAAAGCAAGGCAAUGACUCAUAUCCUCUUUAUCGCCGUCCACAAGAUCGUCCAGCAGCACCAUUGCGUGAAAAUUCACGAGUUCGUGUAGAUAAUCGGUGGGUAGUCCCAUAUAAUCCAUUUUUGCUCCUAAAAUAUGAUUGCCACAUCAAUAUUGAGAUAUGCAACAGCAUCAAGUGUGUCAAAUAUCUGUAUAAGUACAUCCAUAAGGGUUCAGAUAGAGUCUCUAUGGAAGUUCAUAACGGAGAUGAGAUUGCACAAUAUGUUGAUGCACGGUGGAUUUGUGCACCCGAAGCUAUGUGGAAACUUUACAAAUUUCCCAUGACUAGAAUGUGUCCUUCCGUAGACCGUUUGCAGGUUCAUUUGCCAAACAUGCAUCAAGUGAGGUUCGAAGCGAACCAACCAAUCUCAAGCGUGUUAGAGAACCCAAGAAACUCUAAGACGAUGCUCACUGAAUUUUUCAAGAUGAAUUCGGUUGAUCCAAAUGCAAGGAGAUAUCUUUAUCGAGAAUUUCCAGAGCAUUACAGGUGGUUAUCGACUUCACGUGAAUGGCAAAAGAGAAAAAGUCAACAACGGGUUUUGGGUCGAUUAUAUGUAGCUUCACCGUUGGAAGGAGAACGGUUUUAUAUGAGAAUGUUACUCAAUCAUGUGAGGGGGCCUACGUCGUUUGAACAUUUAAGAACGGUCAAUGGUGUCACACACCCAACAUUCAGGGCCGCAGCUGAAGCCCUCGGUCUAAUCGAAAAUGAUGAAAGCAUUCGUCAAUGUCUUUCAGAAGCAUGUUCGGUACGAAUGCCAACUGCAUUACGUCGAUUAUUUGCAACCAUCUUGGUAUAUUGCCAACCAACAGGAUUGCAUUCAUUGUGGGAUGAGUUUUUCCCUUACAUGGUUGGGGAUUAUCCAACUUCCAACACAACAAACAAUUGUGUUUUUCUCACUAACAAACUUUUGCAGGACUUGGAUAGGUUAUUGCGACCGCUCAUAAAAAGGAUUUCUGACUACACGGAGUUGCCAAGUUUACCUGAAACUACUGAUGACAUAGACGAGCUUCCUUCUAUCAUAGAGGAGUACUUUUCUAUUCCGGUUCCAGAUGAGGAUUUAGCAUGCGUUGCCACUCUCAAUAGUGACCAACAAAUUGCAUACGAUACAAUAAUGAAUGCUGUCAUUUCAAAGGCUGGUUGUUCUUUCUUUGUUGAUGGUCCUGGCGGCACCGGGAAAACAUUUUUAUACAGAGCCCUUCUUGCUACUGUAAAAAGUAGAGGCGAAAUAGCUAUUCCCACUGCAACGUCUGGAAUUGCAGCAACGUUGUUGCACCAGGGAAGAACAUAUAUCACAUUCGACUUUUCAGCUUCCACUUAA
This is a messenger RNA of Spinacia oleracea (spinach), 2094 nucleotides long. RefSeq lists its product as uncharacterized. Gene Ontology annotation, biological process: telomere maintenance; DNA repair. The coding region runs from base 1 to 2094 and encodes 697 amino acids. Gene Ontology annotation, molecular function: DNA helicase activity. Lineage: Eukaryota; Viridiplantae; Streptophyta; Magnoliopsida; Caryophyllales; Amaranthaceae. The record is from RefSeq and is a predicted model, not a curated record. The transcript has 2 exons.